AGUGAUUUACUUCUCAACCAGGCGAAGAUGAAGCUUCUCGUUUUGGCUACGCUGCUUGGGCUGAGCUCUGCUCAGUUCGACCCUCAUAUGAAAGAUGGAAGAACUUCCCUCGUCCACCUGUUUGAAUGGCGCUGGGCUGAUAUAGCAGAGGAGUGUGAGAGAUAUCUGGCACCCAAUGGCUACGGAGGAGUUCAGAUCUCCCCUCCAAGUGAACAUAUUGUUUUGACCAACCCUUGGCAGCCUUGGUGGCAGAGAUAUCAGCCAAUCAGCUACAAUCUGUGCUCCAGAUCAGGAAAUGAGAACGAGCUGAGGGACAUGAUCACCAGAUGCAACAAUGUCGGGGUGAACAUCUACGUAGAUGCUGUGAUCAACCACAUGUGUGGAGCUGGUGGUGGAGAGGGCAAACACUCCAGCUGUGGCUCAUAUUUCAAUGCCAACACGAAAGACUUCCCUUCAGUUCCUUACUCAGCCUGGGACUUCAAUGAUGGAAAAUGCCACACAGGCAGUGGAGAAAUCGAGAACUACAAUGAUAUUUACCAAGUGAGAGACUGUCGUCUGGUUAGUCUUCUGGAUCUGGCCUUGGAGAAGGACUAUGUGCGCGGUAAGGUGGCCGAGUACAUGAACACGCUGAUCGACAUGGGUGUUGCUGGGUUCAGAGUGGACGCCUGCAAGCACAUGUGGCCUGGUGACCUCAGCGCAGUUUUUAGACGUCUGAAUAAUCUCAACACCAAAUGGUUCUCUUCUGGCUCCAGACCCUUCAUCGUCCAAGAGGUCAUUGAUCUUGGUGGUGAGCCCAUCACAGCAUCUGAGUACACUGGACUGGGAAGGGUGACUGAGUUCAAGUAUGGUGCCAAGCUGGGUACAGUUAUACGCAAAUGGAGCGGAGAGAAGCUGAGCUACCUGGUUAACUGGGGGGAGGGCUGGGGUAUGAUGGCCUCUGGUAAGGCCCUGGUGUUCGUUGAUAACCACGAUAAUCAGAGAGGCCACGGAGCUGGAGGUGCAUCUAUUGUGACGUUCUGGGAUUCCAGGCUUUACAAAAUAGCUGUUGGUCUGAUGUUGGCCCACCCCUAUGGAGUUACCAGGGUGAUGUCCAGUUUCCGUUGGGACCGCAACAUUGUCAAUGGACAGGAUGAGAAUGACUGGAUGGGACCACCCAGCUAUGGUGAUGGCACAACCAAGCCUGUGCCCAUCAAUCCAGACAGUACCUGCGCAGAUGGAUGGGUCUGUGAACAUAGAUGGCGCCAGAUCAGAAACAUGGUGAUUUUCCGAAAUGUGGUCAAUGGAGAGCCUUUAUCCAACUGGUGGGACAACGGCAGUAACCAGGUUGCUUUCGGUCGUGGCAGCCGUGGUUUCAUCGUUAUCAAUAAUGAUGACUGGACCCUGGAUGCAACUCUGAACACCGGUUUGCCUGGAGGAACCUACUGUGAUGUGAUCUCUGGAGACAAGCAGGGAAGCAGUUGUACCGGAAAGCAGGUGCAGGUUGGAGGAGACGGAUAUGCCUAUUUCAACAUCAGCAACUCGGAAGAAGAUCCAUUUAUCGCUAUUCAUGCUGACUCUAAACUGUAAAUGAAGAUAUAUUUACCAAUAAAUUAAUUGCAUAUAGAA
Molecule: messenger RNA, 1605 nt
Organism: Pygocentrus nattereri (red-bellied piranha)
Lineage: Eukaryota; Metazoa; Chordata; Actinopteri; Characiformes; Serrasalmidae
Product: alpha-amylase-like
Exons: 10
Coding region: 28-1566 (512 amino acids)
Biological process (GO): carbohydrate metabolic process
Molecular function (GO): alpha-amylase activity; cation binding
Source: RefSeq, a predicted model, not a curated record